UUUACGUUUUCAGCAAAAGUAGAAGAAUUCAACAUAUUAUGUGACAACAGGAUGUGGUGAAAGCUCAGAGUGCAGAGCAUACCCGCAGAGCCUCCCCUUCGUCCUGCUGACAGCACCCCUCCCUCAGACAGAGAUAGCCUGCAGGAUGUCGGACUCACUGGUCGUGUGUGAUGUGGAUCCAGAGCUCAGAGACAAGAUCCGGAAAUUUCGUUUUCGUAAGGAAACCAACAAUGCAGCCAUCCUGAUGAAGAUUGACAAGGACCGACAAAUGGUUAUUCUAGAGGAGGAAUUGCAGGAUAUUUCACCUGAUGAUUUGCAGCAUGAGCUUCCAGAACGCCAGCCCAGGUUCCUGGUUUAUAGCUAUAAGUAUGUCCAUGAUGACGGACGGGUUUCCUAUCCGCUAUGUCUGAUCUUCUCUAGUCCUUUUGGAUGCAAGCCCGAGCAGCAGAUGAUGUACGCCGGCAGCAAGAACCGACUGGUACAGGUCACUGAGCUGACGAAGGUGUUUGAGAUUAGGAAUACAAGUGAACUCACGGAGGAAUGGCUCAGACAGCAGCUUGCGUUCUUCCGCUGACCUGGAACAUGCGCUGAAAGCCCGCUUCUUGUGCAAUGUGAAAUUUUAUAUCUAAAUAAACACAAAACACUGUAAUGGUACUCGGGA
Messenger RNA from Pelobates fuscus (common spadefoot toad), 661 nucleotides. RefSeq names its product glia maturation factor gamma (gene GMFG). Gene Ontology annotation, biological process: negative regulation of Arp2/3 complex-mediated actin nucleation; actin filament debranching. The transcript is spliced from 7 exons. The coding region runs from base 146 to 574 and encodes 142 amino acids. Gene Ontology annotation, cellular component: actin cortical patch. Gene Ontology annotation, molecular function: actin binding; Arp2/3 complex binding. Lineage: Eukaryota; Metazoa; Chordata; Amphibia; Anura; Pelobatidae. The record is from RefSeq and is a predicted model, not a curated record.